UUAAAUGAAAAAGCACCAUGAUAUAAAUACAAUGGGUGAUAACAACUAAUCAUACAGUUUUAGUACAGCUGCAGUUACACCAACACCUCCACCAUGAACUCCUUGGUCGUUAUCUUCCUCGUCGCCACCGUCGCCUGCGCCCAAGCCUCAGUCUGGGGCUGGGGUGGCGCCACUCUAGUAGGACCAGCCAAUCCCGGAGCCCUCGUGGCAGGACCCUCCGCGCAAGCCGCCCUCGCCGGCCCUGACGGCAGCCUCAUCUCAGCCGCCGCCCAAGGAGGUGCCAUCGCGGCCGCCCCCAUCGCUGGUGGAGCUGUUAGUGCCGCCGUAGCGCCUGGAGCUGUUAUCGGAGGAGGAUGGUUAGGACACGGAGUAUGGGGCAGAGGAUUAUUCCUCUGCGUUGUUUUGGCUACGGUUCAGGCCGGUCACCUAGGUGUUGGACUGAUAGGUCCCUCAGAACACGGUACUGUCAUUCAAGGACCUGGAGCCAAAGCAUCUUUAGUCGGCCCUGAUGGUAGUCACAUAUCAGCAGCUGUAGGUGGUGGGACUGUAGUUGCACCCCCCAAAGCAGGCGGUGUUGUCUCGGCAGCCGUAGCACCAGGAUACGUUGCUGCAGCGGUUCCUGCACCUGUAACUUUCCAUUCAGGAAUUGGUAUCGCUGGUUUAGGCCUUGUUGGAGCACCGGCCUACGGAGUAGGCCUUGGGUCGGGUCAUGAGGGCCAGUACGUGCCUGAUUACAACGAGCAGUUGUACGACGACGGAUCGUACAAAGGGGAUUAUUACGGGGGUCAUUAUUAAUGCUAACUGAUGCAUUUGUUUUUUUUUACAUAGUAAUAAUAUAUUGUAUUUAAAGAAGAUAUUUUCAAUAAACGUAUAAACCUAA
This is a messenger RNA of Anoplophora glabripennis (Asian longhorned beetle), 880 nucleotides long. Its product is annotated as elastin-like. Lineage: Eukaryota; Metazoa; Arthropoda; Insecta; Coleoptera; Cerambycidae. The transcript is spliced from 4 exons. Bases 94 to 795 code for a protein of 233 amino acids. The record is from RefSeq and is a predicted model, not a curated record.